This is a messenger RNA of Spirometra erinaceieuropaei, 240 nucleotides long. NCBI's taxonomy places the organism in Eukaryota, Metazoa, Platyhelminthes, Cestoda, Diphyllobothriidea, Diphyllobothriidae. The record is from the annotation of a GenBank genome assembly.
AUGGGAUAUGUCCGCCACAUCAUCAUCAUCAUCAUCACCAACAACAUUAUCGUCAUCCUGCCAAUCGCCGUUAUUACCCCCUUUCUCCUCCUCCUCCUCCUCCUCCUCCUACGCCUCCUCCUCCUCCUACUCCUCCUCCUCAUCCUCCUACUCUCCCUGCGCCUUUUCCUUCCUCUUUUAUUCAUUGCCAUCAUCUUCUUUUCAUUAUUUUUUCCUUUCUCCGGCAACAACCUACGCUAG